This is a messenger RNA of Lindgomyces ingoldianus, 2198 nucleotides long. Its product is annotated as MFS general substrate transporter. The coding region runs from base 494 to 2011 and encodes 505 amino acids. The transcript has 6 exons. NCBI's taxonomy places the organism in Eukaryota, Fungi, Ascomycota, Dothideomycetes, Pleosporales, Lindgomycetaceae. Gene Ontology annotation, molecular function: carboxylic acid transmembrane transporter activity. Gene Ontology annotation, cellular component: plasma membrane. Gene Ontology annotation, biological process: transmembrane transport; carboxylic acid transport. The record is from RefSeq and is a predicted model, not a curated record.
CUUAUACGAGUGCACACCCUCCUCGUUCGAUUCACGCCCGGGGCUGUCAGUGCUCCAGUGAGCAUUCACAAUCCAUCUCACGAGCCAUUCCUCGAAGAAGCAGGUGAGUGCACCGCUGCAUCGGACAUAGCGAAACAUUGCAACUUGCAAACGGGACUUGCAGAAGCGAAAGAAUCCGCGUGGUGUGAAUGGCUGCUUUUCACUGGCUUACAGCACAGCUGCGGGCAACAGAUCACAGGGUUCACGUUGGACCAAGGAUCCGGUAAGGGAAGGGAACAGAAAGCUUGCAACCUUGAUGCAUGAGACCAAGAGAUAGCCGGGCGAGCUCCGAUAAAUAGCUCGCUCGCGGGCCCAGCUGAACUGCCUAGGGAUAAUUUUCUGUGUCGCGUUUGCUUGCGCUGUUUGCCUUUUGUUGACUUCAAAGCAUAGGAACCAGCACGUUUGUGUAGAUACAACUCCAGGCUUUCCAACCGACACCAUCGCAGACAUCAUCAUGUCCAAAGACAUCGAGUCGCACAACCCUACUAGCGAGCUCGGAGCUUCGCCGCCUCGUCGCGCCAGCAUUUCGCAGACGGACAAAGGCCGAUGGGAGAGGCUGUGGCCGGUAAUUGCAUGUGGCGCUGGGCUUUUUAGUGAUGGAUACCUCAACAACAUUAUUGGUCCUGUCAACACUAUGCUCAAGACAAUUUACCCAGACUCUUAUAAGAAUUCGUCGGCACAGGCCAAUGUCUCGUCUAUAACUUUCGCUGGAACAGUGUUGGGCAUGCUGUUCUUUGGGUAUACAUCUGAUCACUUUUCUAGGAAAUGGUCCCUGCUAGCCUCGACCAUCAUCAUCAUUCUCUUCGCCACAUUGGGUUCUGGGGCAUACGGCGCAGGUGGCAGUCCCCGGGGAUUACUAGCUGCCUUGGUCGCCUAUCGAUUCUUUCUAGGAGUUGGCAUUGGUGGGGAGUACCCAGCUGGCAGUGUUGGCUGCGCUGAAAGUACGGGAGAGCUAAAAGAGGGAACAAGGAACAAAUGGUUCAUAUUAUUCACAAAUGUUCAGAUUGACCUAGCUUUCUUGAUAUCUGCUAUCGUCGCCACCAUAGUGGUUGUCAUUACCGGCGAAAACCAUCUCCGAGUCGCCUGGCGGGUCUGUCUUGGAAUUGGCAUCCUCCCCCCACUAUCUCUUCUCUACCUCCGAAUCAAACUCCAAGAACCUGAAGCUUUCAAGCGGGAAUCCCUAGCUCACACCAAAACCCCCUGGCUCCUCGUAAUAAAAUUCUACUGGUACCGCCUUACCAUUGUCAGCAUCAUCUGGUUCAUCUACGACUUUUCCGCCUACUCUUUCGGCAUCUACUCCACCUCCAUCUUAGCCAAUCUACUCGGGCCCAGCGCGCCGUUGUGGAAGAGUCUGGCAUGGAAUAUUUUAAUCAAUUUCUUUUACAUGCCGGGCUGUCUUGCUGGAGCUUUCGUGGCGGAUCUGCCGUCAAUGGGACCGAAGAAGACGCUUUUUAUCGGUGUAGCUCUUCAGGGUAUCAUUGGGUUCAUUAUGGCAGGAUGUUAUCCUUGGCUUAAUAAGCCGGAAAACGUAGCCGGGUUUGUAGUCGUUUAUGGUGUUUUCCUUGCGUUGGGAGAGUUUGGUCCUGGGGAUAAUAUUGGCCUUCUUGCGAGCAAGACGUCUGCGACUGGUAUUCGAGGACAAUACUAUGGCAUCGCAGCAGCCAUGGGCAAAAUCGGCGCAUUCGCAGGUUCCUAUGCCCUCGACACGAUCCAGAAAAACGCUGGAGACGACGAGAUUGCUGCCGGUAGGAAUCCAUUCUUCGUCGCUAGCUCGCUGGCAUUUCUUGCUGCAGGACUUGUGCUACUCCUGCCACAUGUGGGACAAGAUACUAUUGAUCAGGAGGAUCUGGCAUUCAGGGUGUAUUUGGAGGAUAAUGGGUAUGAUACGAGUAAGAUUGGAUUAGGGGGCGUUAGUGUGACUAAUGUUAGUGUUGAGGAUGAAAAGGUCGAGGGGAAGACUGAGGGCGCUUGAUGAGGUCUGGAUGGAUGGGCUAUGUGGAUAUAAUAAAGCGUUGCGGAAGACGCGGUAUCCGCGAGAAUGGUUCGGAUGACCUUCUCUUCUCAGCAGCACAUCAUGAGCAAGCGUACAAGCAUAAAGGACCGACUCAGGAUUGCCACGCGGGAGGGGAAACAUAACAAUUAAGCUCCCACUAAGCUCC